This is a messenger RNA of Cylicocyclus nassatus, 2774 nucleotides long. NCBI's taxonomy places the organism in Eukaryota, Metazoa, Nematoda, Chromadorea, Rhabditida, Strongylidae. The record is from the annotation of a GenBank genome assembly.
GGGCUGUUUAGCCUAAGCCAAAAUGUUAUUGAAGCCAACCAGACCAAGUCUGAUUCGCACGCGAAGUAAGAGCGCAUGUACAACGAGACCAGUGAUUCGGCUACGACGUCUCGACGACUCGUCUACUGAUGUGACAGAAGAUGUCGAUGUCGACAACGUGGAAGAAGAAAUAAGUCCACUACGUUCCAUGCAAAUGCGAAUUGGCAGCCUUAUACAAAAUGGUAUUGUAGAAGGACAACGAUUUGCUCUUAGCAGUGAUUUGUGGAGAUAUGCAAAACCUACCGCGCAUUGUGACUUGCUCAUAACAUUCAAAUCAAAUCAAGAUGAGGAGCGAAUGCGAGACAUUGUCCAAUGGUUGGUAGACGUCAUCAAAAUACAUGAACCACAACUGAGAAUAGAAGUACGACAUCACAAUCUGAAGGAUUGCUAUGCAUUAUACUUGACCGCAACCUAUAAAAGCCUGCUAAAAGGAGCCGAGCUUUGCCAUAUCAAAAAGAACGUGAAGAGCCAUUUUGGCGGUGGCCUUCGAGAAUUUUGCUUCGAAGAAGCGCAAUGCUUCGCCGGAAUUGACGGUCGCAAUACUUUCCUAACGGAUAUGGAACGAGCAUUUAUUGUAAAACAAAUGGUUGACAUGAUACGCGCUCCCACUGGUGGAAUAACGCUACAAACAUCAGCGAAGAAUGUCAGAAUACCAGAAGGAAUGGCAAUAGUUCCAUUUCUAACGUCUACUAACCUUGUGGAAAAAGUUCUACCACUGCAUAGUACAGAAUUUCUCAAGCAUUUGCAACAGAAAUGGGUAGUUUCCAUAGUGGACAAGCAACCGCUAGAUGAGAUUCGAGACUACUUUGGAACUGAGAUAGCAAUGUACUUCUCUUGGUUAGGUCAUAUGACCGGUGCGCUAUGGUUCCCAGCUUUAUUAGGUCUCUUCAUGUACAUGUUUUUCGGAUUUUCUUUCAAAUCGACCAAUAAAAAUGUGGUACCAAAACAAGAUGGUUCUCAGUUUAUCUCUGACAUCUGCUUUGUCUGCUUCGCAUUCUUCAACUGCAUCUGGUCAACAGCGUAUUUGGAAUCUUGGAAGAGGAAACAAGCAGAGUUAGCUUUCAAAUGGGGAACCUACGAUACUAACUGUGACACAUAUCUUCAAGAUCCUCGUCCGCAGUUCCGAGGCGAAUACUUCGCACCUAAUCCGGUUUCGGGACGUUUAGAACCUUACUAUCCUCCCUGGAAACAUGCGAUAGUCAGAUACGGCAUAACAUACCCCUUGACUUUCCUCUGUAAUAUCUUCAUGUUCGUCACUAUGCUAAUUGUCUUUCAAGUUCAGGAUGCAGCCAAUUAUUAUUUUGGUGGAAGCUUCUUUUUGGGUUGGAUCUGCUAUCUGCCUAUGAUUGUCUACGCUUUAAUGAUAGUGAUAAGUGACAAAUUAUAUCGCCAACUUGCCCUCUUUCUUAAUGACCUUGAAAACUACCGAACGGAUGAUGAAUAUGAAGAUUUUUUAAUAAGCAAGAUUGUCAUUUUCCAAUUUGUCAGCGCCUUUGGAUCCCUUUUCUACAUCGCAUUUUGUCUGAAGGACAUGAAACGACUGCAAGAGACUUUGGCAACUCUCCUAAUUACCCGUCAAAUCACUCAAAACAUCAUGGAAACAGCUGUGCCUUUCUUGAUGGAGAAAGUGAAACUUUCACAACUCACAUACAAAAUGACAAAGAGCAUGAGCGAAAGAACACUACGAAGGCAUGUCGAAGAAGCUCGUAAGAGCAACACGCUUGGAGAAGAUCUAAAGUGGCAGCAAAACUCUCAAGCCUACUUUACUCUCGGUUCACCAACAAGCGAAGGACUUAGAAGGAGAUUCUCACAGAAAAGACUUGCAGGAAAUGAAAAUGAGCUACAUCUGUUGGAGAACCUAAAUCAGACCGAUGACUUUCAACUGCAUUCCCCUCGGCUUCCAUUGCCGGAAUUUAAACCUUCUGACUCAACCGAGCUGAAUCAGGCUGAGUUGGAAAGUCUCAUGGCAGCGUACGAUCGUCCUCUGGAUGAUUACCUCGAAAUGUUCAUUCAGUUCGGCUAUGUGCUCCUGUUCUCUCCUGCUUUUCCGCUGGCUGCCUUAUGUGCUGUCAUAAACAAUGUGGUGGAAAUACGGGUAGAUGCAUUCAAGCUCUGCAAUACUGUACAACGACCAUUCGGAAGACAAGUGAAGAGCAUUGGAGCCUGGCAGAAGGCGAUGGAGCUGCUAGGUAUGGUUGGCGUUAUGGUAAACUGCGCACUUAUUGGGCAAUCAGGACUUGUACAACGGAUAUGGCCAGAUCUUAGCUGGGGUGGACAGGUGUUGAUCGUCGUUGUAUUGGAGCAUAUAAUACUGGCAUCAAAAAUCUUCAUUGACCUUGCUGUGCCAGACGUUCCUCACUGGAUUCGCAUUGAAACAGCGAAACAGGAACACUUUCGACGGGAGGCAUUCAAGCGCGAGUCGCGACUUCUGUCGUCGGUUGGUCGGAGUGGCGAUACAACCCCGGCUGGAGAUAAUGUUGAUAACCGACAAAGAAGUCAGCCUGACCAUCGAAUACAACGAAGGAGUGUCACUCCUGCUGCCAGGAGCAUGACAACAAGAAGAGACAGAGAAAACAACUGUAUAGAUCAUUUGUAAAGACCCCUUAAAACAUUGUACAGAGCCUACCGAGAAAGGCAAUAAAUUCUCAGGCUGUACAGAAAUUAGAUUUGAAAUCGUUGCCACAAAAUGUCUCAUCUAAUUUUGACGUGAAGAUAAUUCUCAAUUUGGCUUAAGA